AGCAAAGUAGUAAAAAUUACAUCUUGGCACAUCUAGUAUAUGCUUGUUCCUUGAGUAUUGUGAUGUGACAUAGACUUCGAUAUAGUUCUAGUCCAUAUUUUAUGAGCAGCGAUCCGGAGUCAACGCAACAAAAUGGUUGAUGCCACUAAGCGCCCGUUGCAAAUACCACAGAAAUACAUUGAUUACCUUGAUAGGCACGAAGUGCAUCGCAUGGUAGAGCGAAUGUACGAAGAAUUGCUGACCAACACGCCGUCAGACCCCCUUGCAUUCCUCGUGAACUAUUUCAACCAGGAAGGCGCAAAAUCCGGAGGUGCCCAAAAUUUUCAUCGCAGCUGUGACCAGGGCGAGGAGAUGGACUUGGCCAUGGCAGUCGCGGCGAAGACUGGGGCCAUGGUGCUCUCUCGUCACGAGACAAUCUAUGACGUCACCGAGAGCAAUCCCGACCUCAAGCAGCAGCUGCAGGACAACGGAGGGGCCGUCAGCCCCGACCUCCUCGCUCAGAUCAUCCUGGCCAAGACGCGGGAGGACGAGUGCGUGCGGUGCGGCUGGGUGCUGACGGGUGCCCCCGACAGUCGCGACGAGGCGGCCCGGCUGCAGGCAGUCGGCGUGCUCGCUGACCACGCCUUGUUCGUGUGCGCCGAGCCCGUGACUCGGCCGCCGCCGGCGCUGUACAGACCACCGCAGGGGCCCGGCGCCGAGCGCCAGCUGUUCGCGCGCCGCGUCCGCCUCAUGCUGCCCGACUGCGGACCCGGCGCGCGCGUGUUCGUGACGCGCAACGGCGAGUACGACGUGCGCGAAGACGUGCUGCAGUUUGUCGGCAGCCGCGGCCGCGAGCGGGCGUCGCUCAUCCUGCGCGUGCUGCUGCUGGGCCUGCCGGGGUCGGGCCGGCGUACCCAGGCGGCGCGUCUCGUCGCCCGACACGGCCUGGUGCUGGUUCACUGCGGCACGCUGGUUCGCGCCGCGUUUAAGACCCGCUCACCCGAGGGCCAAGCCAUUGAGGACGCCAUGCAGAGCGGUAUGCCCCCACCCGAGGAGCUGGUGCUGUCGCUGGUGCGGAAGCGGCUGCUGGCCGACGACUGCCGGCGGCGCGGCUGGGUGCUGGUCGGCUACCCGCGCACCAGCUUCCAGGCGGAGCUGCUCGCCGACUCGGACACCUUUCCCAACCGCACUGUGCUGCUGGACGUGCCGAAGGACGAGUGCGUGUCGCGGCUGUCGUCGCGCCGCUUCGAGCCCGCCUCCGGCCAGGUGGUGACCCUGACGGACGGGCUGUGCCUGCCGCAGGAGGUGGCUGCUCGCCUGCGGCGGCACCCGCGCGACGAGCCGCGUCGCCUGGCCGUCGACGCCGACGCGCGGGUGGCUGAGCUGCGCGCCGUCGUCGCCCUGCUCGAGCAGCACGUACAGACCGUGGACGGCACGCGCGGCGAGGCCGAAGUGGCUGAGGCCAUUGAGAAGAUCACCGUGUUCCAAACGCCUAAGUUCCUCCAGUGAUGGGGUUAGUCCCCUCUUAAAAACAUCAAAAGCACCGGCGCUUGACGUUUGUGAUCUCUCCUGUGUCCUCGCAUGAAGCGAUCACAUUUGUGAAAUGGCCGGCGUCUGUCUCGCGGGGUCUGUGCUUGGUCUGGCGCCCGUAAUGCCAGCAAAAGACCAUCGGGAGCGUCCUCCAGGAUAAAAGCUGGCAAAUCUGUCUGUAAUUGGAAAGCCGGUUGGUGUAUUAGUUAUUCUAAAAACAAAAAAACGAACGCAAGUGACGGAGCGUCCCUGGAAUCAGCGUGUGUGCAUGUGAAUCCAUGGAUGGCCUAGUUUUCUCAUUUUGCUACCACUUCUCGCAAGGUACCGGCGCACUCAAUCGCCAUUUUCGCGAACCUGUAGUGGUCCUAAGCGACGGGCGCCUCGUCCUAGUUUGUAAGCGUUUGCUGCAUGGAGGUAAAUAUCGGAAUGUAUUCCUCCCCAGAAUGCAGUUGGCUACCUUCCAAAAUUAAGUCGAGAAAAAUCAUUACAACAUUGACCUGGCCCGUGUUCCUUUUGGUUCCUUUUCUGCCCUAAAGAACUCUACCUUCUUGCAUAAAUCAUGAUUACAGUCAGCGAUUUCCUCUGUAACUAGGUACUGGAGAUGCACUAAACGUUCGUUAAUGGUAGUCCUCAAACGUGACCAAGAGAGCCUUAACCUCCCCGACGAAAAUGCAUGCGCUAGGUGUUUCGCGUCUCGAGUCUUGGAAGUAUGGCUAGUCAUGGGCCAUUGGUGCGGCUGAUCAAGCCGAUAUGGUGGACCGAUCACCGUGUGAUGUUCAAAUCAAUUCGUGCUCACCGCUGACCGUCACCAGUCCUGUCCUGGUUUCGGGCCAAGUCCGUUUAUCACAGCGGUGAGACGAUGUGUUUGAAUGUCGUUUUGCUUAAGUUCUCAAAAUGUGCACGCAUACAGGUUGGCCAGAGCUUUCCGCAGUAGUUUCCUGUCGAAUGAAGCCUGCUUUCUGUCCCUCUCCUUUGGAGUGAAUUCAUCCCUAAGCAUGUGAUUGUAAGAGCAGUUGUGGCUUUUCUGACAUCCACCAUCAUCGGCAAAAUGUGCCAAGAAGUCAGUUUUUCCAUGUCACUUGAUUUGCUUUGGCAGUUAUGCGACGCAUUAAAUGGGAUGUUUUUUGACGUCAGAGACGUUAUCGACAACUCAUCUCUUCAUGCGUUAUGUUCAGCUGUGGCUAGAGCUUCUCCAAUCGGUUUUCUAAAUGUAAAAACUGGAUGAGAGUACUGGCGAUGCACUGUAGGGCAUUGGAGCUCCGAAGUCGACGAAAGACAUCUGCACCGCAACACUGUCGGAAUGAGAAAAAAGACAAGGCAAGGGAUGGUAGAAAGGGAGAGGCGGUUAGCUUGCCAGAGAUAGCCAGAGAGGAUGAAUAAGAUGGGGCAGAACAGAUAUAAUUGUACGAAACGCAUACGGGACAAGAGAAGAAGGACAGGACAGAGCUUUUUGGGGAAAACUGAAGGAAAACUGUUGUGCUGUUGCCAUGGACAUCGGUGACGAUCCUCCAGCUAAAAUGUAAAUAGCAGCGUUUACCGACAAUAAAUGAAGCACUGGCCUCCAUCAUUCACGUCCAAGUUCCCUUC
Molecule: messenger RNA, 3096 nt
Organism: Pollicipes pollicipes
Lineage: Eukaryota; Metazoa; Arthropoda; Thecostraca; Pollicipedomorpha; Pollicipedidae
Product: adenylate kinase 8-like
Biological process (GO): nucleobase-containing compound metabolic process
Molecular function (GO): ATP binding; nucleobase-containing compound kinase activity
Source: RefSeq, a predicted model, not a curated record